ACUUGACAUGGGUAUAUUGCCUAAAACCUGUUCGCCUUUUCGCUCUGCACAUCACAAAGUGCUGUCCAUCGUGUAUGUUGUCCUCUGGAACUCUAUCAUAACUCUCGUGAAGGCAUUAAAUUCAGCGAAAAUCUGCAGAAUCUAGGCGCUCAUCACUCGUUUUCUCCGGAAUUCCGCAGUUUAUAAGCGGGAUUGCUCUCGUCUUUCGUUUGCUGAAUUGCGCCGCGGCGAUGUCUAGGAACAUUCUGGUGACCGGCGGAGCAGGGUAUAUCGGGAGCCACACGGUGCUGCAAUUGCUCCUGGGUGGAUACGCCGUCGUCGUGGUCGAUAAUCUGGACAAUUCUUCGCCUAUUGCUAUCAACAGAGUGCAAGAGCUUGCUGGCGAAUAUGGCCGCAAUCUCGCUUUUCAUCAGAUUGAUAUUCGUGAUAAACCUGCACUGGAGAAGCUUUUUUCCUCAAAUAAGUUUGAUGCUGUUAUCCAUUUUGCUGGAUUAAAAGCAGUUGGGGAAAGUGUGCAGAAACCUCUGAUGUAUUAUAACAACAACCUUAUCGGUACAAUUGCUCUCUUGGAAGUGAUGGCAGCCCAUGGAUGCAAAAACCUUGUGUUUUCUUCAUCUGCCACUGUUUAUGGUUGGCCAAAAGUAGUCCCAUGCACAGAGGAGUUCCCUAUAAAUGCUGCAAAUCCAUAUGGGAGAACAAAGCUUUUCAUUGAAGAAAUGUGUCGUGAUGUACGCCAAUCAGACUCUGAGUGGAAAAUCAUAUUGCUCCGAUACUUCAAUCCAGUUGGUGCCCAUCCUAGUGGCCAUAUUGGCGAAGACCCACGGGGAAUCCCCAACAACCUCAUGCCAUUUAUACAACAAGUUGCUGUUGGAAGGCGGCCUGUGCUGACUGUUUAUGGAACUGAUUACUCAACUAACGAUGGUACAGGGGUACGUGAUUACAUUCAUGUUGUUGAUUUAGCAGACGGCCAUGUUGCUGCAUUGAAUAAAUUGGGUGAUUCUUCAAUAGGUUGUGAAGUAUACAACUUGGGAACUGGGAAGGGUACAUCUGUCUUGGAAAUGGUAGCAGCAUUUGAGAAGGCAUCCGGAAAGAAGAUUCCACUGGUCAUGGCUGGCCGACGUGCUGGUGAUGCUGAAGUUGUCUAUGCAGCAACUGAGAAGGCAGAACGUGAACUAAACUGGAAGGCAAAGUAUACAAUUGAAGAGAUGUGCCAGGAUCAGUGGAAUUGGGCCAGCAAAAACCCAUAUGGCUAUGAAGGGUCUGCUGAGAACUCUACAUGAUUUUCAACAAUAACUGUUCAUCAUGCCUAGUAGUAAGCUUUUUAUAUGGCCAAUAAGAAUACUUCUUAAUUUGGUUUUAAUGUAUUCUUAUUUAUUAAAAACAAUAAUUGUCCUUGCAGAUGUAGGUGCAGUAGUUUCAAUUUCUUCUUUUUUUGAGCUAAUAGUAAUAUGGCUCUGAAUGUAAAUAAAAAAUGGGUGUGUUCCAUCCAUGGAUUACUAGUUUGAAAAAAAUUCUCCUAUUAAAU
Molecule: messenger RNA, 1525 nt
Organism: Cuscuta campestris
Lineage: Eukaryota; Viridiplantae; Streptophyta; Magnoliopsida; Solanales; Convolvulaceae
Source: the annotation of a GenBank genome assembly